Saccostrea cuccullata (small rock oyster) is the source of this 1424-nucleotide messenger RNA. RefSeq names its product L-methionine gamma-lyase-like. The record is from RefSeq and is a predicted model, not a curated record. The coding region runs from base 67 to 1335 and encodes 422 amino acids. Gene Ontology annotation, molecular function: pyridoxal phosphate binding; carbon-sulfur lyase activity. Gene Ontology annotation, cellular component: cytoplasm. The transcript has 10 exons. Gene Ontology annotation, biological process: transsulfuration. Lineage: Eukaryota; Metazoa; Mollusca; Bivalvia; Ostreida; Ostreidae.
UUUUGGGCCGGUGUUCAUUAUCAUAUAGAGUAAACAUCUUGCGCCUGAUAGAACGCAGACAACGAAAUGAGUAAAAAGUGGUUUCCACCUCUGUCCAACUUGGAGAGGGGCGUGGACGGACUCCAUAUUGAUGACGUCACUCCCGAUACCGUAGCUACGUCGUCACGCUAUACAUUUACUUCCGGUCCCGAGACAGAACCCCUGGUUCCGCCCAUUUUUCAUUCUUCCACAUAUAAACUACGGUCUGUAGAUGAUUAUCUUAAGAUCUUGGAGGAGGGUGGAUACAUUUAUUCAAGAUUAAGCAACUUUACGUGUGAUUCAGUUCAAUCAGCAAUCAAUGGCAUUGAAGGCGGCAAAGCCACUCUAGUCUUUGGCACUGGCAUGGCUGCAAUAUCCACUGCGUUACUUUGUUUUCUUAAAAGUGGCGACCAUAUAGUGGUGAAUAACCCUUGCUACAGUGGUACUUAUGACAUGGUUGUAAACAUACUCCCUCGUUAUGGAAUCGAACACACCUUUGUCCCUACAGGGUGUCCGAUCGAGGAGUACCACAAACAUGUUAAAUCUAACACUAGGAUGUUAUAUGGCGAGACACCAUGUAAUCCCAACAUGGCUGUCCUUGACCUUGAGGCGUUUGGGAAGCUGGGAAGGUCAUUAGAUAAUGUUCUUACAAUGGUGGACAGCACAUUCGCCAGUCCCUAUCUUCAGCCUGUUAUAAAACAUGGAAUCGACAUUUCGAUGCACAGCUGCACCAAAUAUCUCGGGGGUCACAGUGACCUUGUGGGUGGAUGUUUGACCUUUGCCUCUGUUGACCUUUGGAAAACUGUGAUUCACUAUCAAACCAGUCUGGGAACGACACUGUCACCCCACGAUGCCAGUCUCCUCCUCCGUGGAAUCAAAACCCUUCCUGUCCGCAUGGAGAGACACAGCUCUAAUGCCCAGAAAGUGGCCGAGUUCUUGGAAAAGCAUCCAAAGGUUGAGAGGGUGAUGUACCCUGGUCUUCCAUCUCAUCCGCAACAUCAGAUUGCAAAGAAACAGAUGAAGAUGUUCAGUGGAAUGAUCGCCGCUGAGAUUAAGGGAGGGGUGCAAGGAGGGAAGAUCCUUGUAGAGAAUGUGCGCCUAAUACAACUGGCAGUUUCCUUGGGAGGAGUAGAAAGUCUAAUCGAACACCCUGCCACGAUGACGCAUGGCCCAAUGCUGAUGACGUCAGAGGACAGACUGAGUGGUGGUAUAACCGAUGGUCUUAUAAGACUUAGUGUCGGUUUAGAGGAUGCAGAUGACUUGAUCAAAGACCUAACACAAGCAUUAGAUAAAAUUCCAGACAGUCUCUUAGCUUAAUGUGGAUACAAUUAUAGUAUGACAAAGUACCUUGAAGACGGAUUGCUCACUGUACUUAGUUCAUUAACGCAAUAAAAUUAGAACAGUAA